Molecule: messenger RNA, 4280 nt
Organism: Eruca vesicaria subsp. sativa (arugula)
Lineage: Eukaryota; Viridiplantae; Streptophyta; Magnoliopsida; Brassicales; Brassicaceae
Source: the annotation of a GenBank genome assembly
AAAAAGAAAAAAAAAAAGAAAAAAAAAAGAAAAAUUACAGUUGUCUCCCCCAUCCUUUAUUACUUUUCAACUUCACCACCGUAAGAUCGAACCUCUCUCGGUGCUCAGUUCCCGUUCUCCGCCGCUCUCUUCCGUCGAUUUCUUCUUCUCAGUUGGAAGAUGGCGAACUUACAACUCUCUGGAAUCAUUGAAAAGAUGACUGGUAAAGAUAAGGAUUAUAGAUAUAUGGCAACCUCUGAUUUGCUCAAUGAGUUGAAUAAGGACUCUUUUAAGCUCGAUGUGGACUUGGAGAUGAGAUUGUCGAGCAUCAUAUUGCAACAGCUCGAUGAUGUUGCUGGUGAUGUUUCUGGAUUGGCUGUUAAGUGUCUUGCUCCGUUGGUGAAGAAGGUUGGAGAAGAGCGUAUUGUGGAGAUGACCAACAAGUUAUGUGAUAAAUUGCUUCAUGGGAAAGACCAACACCGUGAUACCGCAAGCAUAGCUCUCAGGACUGUUGUCGCUCAAGUUGCUCCUUCGCUCGCACCAUCUAUUCUUGUUACUCUAACUCCACAAAUGAUUGGAGGGAUAAGUGGACAGGGAAUGAGCCCAGGGAUUAAGUGUGAAUGUCUUGAGAUCAUGUGUGAUGUUGUUCAAAAAUACGGGAGUUUAAUGGCAGAUGAUCACGGGAAGCUACUGAACACACUGUUAUUGCAAUUGGACUGUAACCAAGCCACAGUCAGGAAGAAGACUGUUACAUGCAUUGCAUCUCUUGCGUCAAGUCUGUCUGAUGAUUUGCUCGCAAAGGCGACAGUUCAAGUUGUGAAAAACCUAAGUAACAGGAAUGCUAAAUCUGAAAUUACACGCACCAAUAUACAAAUGAUUGGAGCAAUAAGCCGUGCUGUUGGAUACCGAUUUGGGACCCACCUUGGUAACACUGUUCCAGUACUGAUCAAUUACUGCACCAGCGAUUCAGAAAAUUAUGAGGAGCUCCGCGAGUAUAGCUUACAGGCACUUGAAAGUUUCUUGUUACGGUGUCCAAGAGACAUCUCACCAUAUUGUGAUAAAAUUUUAAAUCUCACUUUGGAAUAUAUAAGCUAUGACCCGAAUUUUACGGACAACAUGGAUGAAGAUACUGAUGAUGAGACUCCUGAAGAUGAAGAAGAUGACGAGAGUGCAAAUGAGUACACGGAUGAUGAGGAUGCCAGCUGGAAAGUUAGGAGAGCAGCAGCGAAAUGCUUGGCAGGAUUAAUAGUGUCUCGUUCUGAGAUGAUCUCUAAAGUAUAUCAGGAGGCCUGCCCGAAACUAAUUGAUAGAUUUAAGGAAAGGGAGGAAAAUGUGAAGAUGGAUGUUUUCAACACAUUCAUUGAUCUGUUACGACAAACAGGAAAUGUGACAAAAGGUCAAACUGACACCGAUGAAUCAAGGCAAAUUUUCUGCACCCUUUCCCUCCAUCAGGACGGAUGUCCGAAAUGGCUACUGAAGCAAGAAGUCUCAAAGAUUGUGAAAUCCAUUAAUAGGCAACUGCGUGAGAAGUCUGUGAAGACAAAGGUACGGAAGUAUGAAAUUCUCCUUUUGGUCUGGUUCCUAUUUGAUAUUUUAGUAACUCCUUUCCUUCUGCAGGUUGGAGCAUUCUCUGUCUUGAGAGAGCUUGUGGUCGUCUUGCCUGAUUGCCUUGCUGAUCAUAUUGGUUCGCUAGUUCCUGGAAUUGAAAAAGCACUAAAUGAUAAAUCUUCUACAUCAAACUUGAAAAUUGAAGCUCUUGUCUUCACAAAGUUAGUCUUGGAAUCGCAUGCGCCUCCUGUUUUUCAUCCUUACAUUAAGGCUCUCUCCAGUCCUGUUUUAGCUGCUGUUGGAGAACGCUAUUACAAGGUGACCGCUGAGGCAUUAAGGGUUUGUGGGGAACUUGUCAGAGUAGUCCGUCCAAGUACUCAGAGUAUGGGCUUUGAUUUUAAACCAUUUGUUCAUCCAAUCUACAAUGCGAUAAUGUCUCGGUUGACAAAUCAAGACCAGGACCAGGAGGUCAAGGAGUGUGCUAUUACCUGCAUGGGUCUCGUUAUUUCAACAUUUGGCGAUGAACUCAGAAAAGAAUUACCUUCAUGCCUUCCUGUGCUUGUUGACCGAAUGGGAAACGAAAUCACUCGCCUCACAGCAGUGAAGGCAUUUUCUGUCAUUGCCACUUCUCCGCUGCACAUUGAUCUGUCAUGUGUUUUGGUCCAUUUGAUUGCUGAAUUAACUGGAUUCUUAAGAAAGGCUAAUCGGGUUCUAAGGCAAGCAACACUGAUUACCAUGAAUACCUUGGUAACAGCCUACGGAGAUAAGAUUGGCUCAGAUGCUUAUGAAGUUAUUGUUGUGGAACUUUCAUCUCUGAUAAGUGUUUCGGAUCUCCACAUGACAGCUCUUGCACUUGAACUUUGCUGCACUCUGAUGACUGGAAAGAGUUGUAGCGAAAAUAUCAGUUUGGCGGUUCGCAACAAAGUUCUUCCGCAGGCUUUAACUUUAGUUAAAAGCCCAUUGCUUCAGGGUCAAGCACUUUUGGCUCUGCAAGGAUUCUUCGAAGCUCUGGUGUAUCAUGCAAAUACGAGUUUCUACACCUUGCUGGACUCUUUACUUUCCUGCGCUAAGCCUUCUCCUCAGUCUGGAGGUGUCCCAAAGCAAGCAUUGUAUUCAAUUGCACAGUGUGUCGCGGUUCUUUGUCUCGCGGCAGGUGAUCAGAAUUGUUCUUCUACAGUUAAAAUGCUUACGGAAAUACUUAAAGAUGACAGCGGCACAAAUACAGCAAAACAACAUCUUGCCCUGUUGUCUCUUGGUGAGAUUGGGAGAAGGAAAGAUCUAAGCGCACAUGCUGGCAUUGAAACACUCGUCAUUGAGUCUUUCCAAUCUCCUUUCGAAGAAAUAAAGUCUGCGGCUUCAUAUGCUCUGGGAAACAUUGCUGUUGGCAAUCUGCCUAAUUAUUUACCUUUUAUCUUGAACCAGAUUGAUAAUCAACAGAAAAAACAAUAUAUUCUUCUUCAUUCACUCAAGGAGGUAAUCGUGAGGCAGUCUGUUGAUAAAGCGGACUUCCAGAAUUCUAGUGUUGAGAAAAUACUUGCUUUACUGUUCAACCACUGUGAAAGCGAGGAAGAGGGUGUAAGGAAUGUUGUUGCUGAAUGCUUGGGAAAAAUGGCGUUGAUAGAACCUGAGAAAUUGGUUCCUGCACUUAAGGUAAGGACGACUAGUCAAGCCGCGUUUACUCGUGCGACUGUUGUUACCGCUGUGAAAUAUUCUGUAGUGGAACGGCCUGAGAAGUUAGAUGAAAUCAUCUUCCCUGAGAUUUCUUCAUUCCUGAUGCUAAUCAAAGAUGGUGAUAGGCAUGUUAGGCGUGCAGCUGUGUCAGCCCUGAGUACCUUUGCUCACUAUAAACCAAACCUUAUUAAAGGUCUCCUCCCUGAAUUGUUACCGCUUCUUUAUGAUCAAACCGUUAUUAAGAAAGAAUUAAUAAGAACGGUUGAUCUAGGGCCAUUCAAGCACGUUGUAGAUGAUGGGCUUGAAUUGAGGAAAGCAGCUUUUGAGUGUGUAUUUACUCUGCUUGAUAGCUGUCUUGAUCAACUGAAUCCAUCUUCUUUCAUUAUUCCUUUCCUCAAAUCCGGAUUAGAAGAUCAUUACGAUCUGAAGAUGCUGUGUCAUCUUAUACUCUCACUACUAGCGGAUAAAUGCCCCUCAGCCGUGCUAGCUGUACUGGAUUCGCUUGUGGAACCACUGCAAAAAACAAAAAACUUCAAGCCAAAGCAAGAUGCAGUGAAGCAAGAGCAUGACCGUAAUGAAGACAUGAUCAGAAGUGCUCUCCGUGCUAUAUCAUCAUUGGAUCGGAUCAGUGGAGUGGAUUAUAGCCACAAGUUCAAGAGCUUAAUGGCUGACAUGAAGAGGUCUGAACAAUUGUGGGGAAAAUACCAGACAAUCCGCAACGAGUGAAGAGUUUGUAUAUUGUGUUACUGAACCACAAAGGCGAUGGAUGAUUAAUUUUCUCUGCAUGAGAGAUGAAACAGUGUUCCAAGAGGGUACAGGGAAACAAAAUUGAGAACAUAGUUUUCUGAAUCGGCGAACAAGAAUUUUAAUGCUCAACAGUUAUUUUAGUUAAAAGGCUUCUGUUUUUUUUUAACUCUGCUUCUGUGUUGUUGCUUUAUAAGUUUUCAUUUUGCGACCGUGUGAGCGAUCUUACACCCCUUGUUUCCUCUGGCUCGCCAAUGGCUAGGAAAUAUUGUGUUUCAAACAUAAUAAAAGAAUGGAGUUAAAACUAAAUGGCCUCUCCCAGAAAGACGAUUGUGUCA